Molecule: messenger RNA, 1125 nt
Organism: Chenopodium quinoa (quinoa)
Lineage: Eukaryota; Viridiplantae; Streptophyta; Magnoliopsida; Caryophyllales; Amaranthaceae
Product: protein FAR1-RELATED SEQUENCE 5-like
Exons: 3
Coding region: 22-1125 (367 amino acids)
Biological process (GO): regulation of DNA-templated transcription
Molecular function (GO): zinc ion binding
Source: RefSeq, a predicted model, not a curated record
AUCAAAUUCGCCAGGUACAACAUGGUGUUUACUCCAUUUACAGGGGUUGACCAUCAUAAGAGCUGCAUUACUUUUGCUGCUGGUUUCAUAGCAAAGGAAGAUAUAGUGUCAUUUGAGUGGUUGUUCAAAUCAUUUCUCAAGGCAAUGGGUGGAAAUGAACCGAAUUGUAUGAUUACAGAUCAAGAUCCAGCAAUGAAAAUUGCUGUUAAAAGUGUGUUUAACAAGACUGAACAUCGCUUCUGUAUGUGGCACAUAAUGAAAAAGUUACCAGAUAAGGUGGAGAAAUCAAUCAUGCAAGAAGAAACUGGUUUCCUAAAAAACUUAUGUGCUUGUGUUUGGCAUCUUAAAAUUGAACCUACUGAGUUUGAAGAAAGGUGGAACAAGGUGAUGGUUGAAUACCACUUGGAAGAACAUGAGUGGUUAGGUUAUAUGUACAAGAUAAGGAACAAGUGGAUUCCGACGUAUUUCAGAGAUGUGUUCCUUGGAGGAAUAAUGCGUACAACAUCAAGAUCCGAAAGCGAAAACAACUUUUUCUGCUCCUUUAUCAAUCCUCAUGUGUCACUUGUUGAGUUUUACUUGAGAUAUGAAGCUGCAAUUGAUGCCCAGAGACACACUCAAGGUCAGAAUGAUAAUGUUUCAAAGCACAAAUAUCCUGAGUGCAAAACACCACUAGGGAUAGAAAAGCAUAAAGAAAAUGGAUUGGAAGUUGCAAAAGUAAGUGAAGGAAAUCGGAUUAGAACAUUUGAUGUUGUGUUUAAUCCAACUAACUAUGACACCACAUGUUCUUGCAAGCUAUUUUAUAGACAAAGAAUUCCAUGUAGACAUAUGAUUUGGGUUUGGAAAGCAAAAAGGUUUGAAACCAUUCCUGAGCAGUAUAUGCUACACAGAUGGACUACUAUGGCACUAAAAAAACCAAUUUUUGACUUGGGUGGAAACCUGUUGGAGCAAUGUGCUAAUUUAAUUGACAAGAAAAAAUUGUUAAAUGAUUUAUGGUCAGAGAUACACACUUGUGUAAGUUUGGCAGAAGGCAAUGAUGAAGAUAUUCAAGAUCUUGUGAUAAAUCUUCAAGGAAUAAGAAAGGAUUUGGAGGCUAAGAGGAUUGCAAGGAAUAAUGAAACAACAUGA